AUCCACUACCUUUGGCAAACAAGCUAAUUUGUCCUGCAAUUCCAACACGUAAAAGAACUUCCAGUGACACGUUUUAUGCUUAUUGAACCUUAGUGAAAAUGAUUUUUUAUCUUUUCUUGGAAUAGCUACAACGACACGAACUACUACAACGACACGAACUACUACAACAACACGAACUUCAACUACAACACGAACCUCAACUACGACACGAACUUCAACUACGACACGUACAGCGAAUAUCACAAGCACAACUACACCUACAUCAAGUAAAGCGGAAGAAUAUAAGUCAUUUUAUACACGUAUUGAAGCAGAACUGGAAUUACCUAAUACAUCUAUUGAGUCUGAAUAUAUUCAAAUGCUUCUUCUAGGAUGGUUUAAUACUGGUAUUAUGACUAAUUCACGACAUGCGCACACAGCAUCUGUAUUAAACAACGGAAAAGUAUUAGUUAGUGGUGGUCGUAAUGGUGGUUUUCUAAAUAGUGCUGAGCUUUAUGAUCCAUCAACAGGAACUUGGACAACUACUGGUAGUAUGGCUGAUAUACGAUAUUAUCCCACAGCAUGUGUAUUAAACAAUGGAAAAGUAUUAGUUAGUGGUGGAUAUAGUAGUGUUGCUUUCUAUUUAAAUAGUGCUGAGCUGUAUGAUCCAUCAACAGGAACUUGGGUAACUACUGGUAACAUGAUUAAUGCACGAUAUACUCACAGAGCAUCUGUAUUAAACAACGGAAAAGUAUUAGUUAGUGGU
Molecule: messenger RNA, 742 nt
Organism: Rotaria sordida
Lineage: Eukaryota; Metazoa; Rotifera; Eurotatoria; Philodinida; Philodinidae
Source: the annotation of a GenBank genome assembly